CGCGGGGCCGUUGUGAGGGGUAGAACCGCCGUGUGCUCAGCGGUGCGGAGCGGCUGGACGCAGCCCGGGGCCAACGGCGGCCGCUCCGCUCCGCACCGCGUUGUCCCCGCUGGGCGGGUUGUGUAAGCGGCGUUAGGCCGGCACGGCUCGAUUCGGCUCCGAGCAGUACGCGGACCGCGCGCGGGACGGGCUGAGUUCGGGGGUUGUCUCGCUGAGGGCCAGAAGUUAAUGUUUAACGCCGUAGUCACAUGCCCGUCAGCGAGCUCCGCCGGAGUGUUUUCGGAGUGUUUGGAACAGGAAAUGCCGGUGCAGGUAGCGUGGAACUCGGUGAAAUUUAAUCAGUUCCCAGCGUUUGCAGCCGCACGAGCAGCGCUCCGGGUGCAGAUUCACUGGGAAAAGAAUGAGAUAAACAUGGAAUCUUCUAAACUGGAUUAUAUUUUGUGGAUCGCAGUUAAAAGUAGCAAGAUGGAAGGAAGUUGGGGAAUAGAUGUAUAAUGCCCGUGUAAACUCAUGACACAACACAAUUCAUGAUUUAUAGCAGUACUUUGUUGAUAUUUCUGAAAGAAGUUGGUUACUGUGCAACAUCCUUAAUAAGAACUUUUACUCUAGUAACGUAUUUUAACCUUGACUGGACAGAAUAUUUUUUAUAGUAUAUAUUCCUUUUUAUAUUUGUAAAGUCGGUUAAAAUACAGCCACAAGAAGAUUUUCAGCUGACUGACUGAUCCUCAUAGAUGACUGACAGCUACAACUGCAAUAAGGGCUUAAACCCCUGAAUGGUUACUGUUACAGUGUUGAAUGGAAUACCAUGGCUUCAGAGCAAUUGUCUUAGGACCUUCUUUGCCUUGGAUCCAUCAUAUCCUUAAAUAUUUAAGUGUGAACAGUGCAAUUAUAAAGACUGUAAAAUAAUGGCAUGGGUGAAAUUUCUAAGAAAACCUGGGGGUAACCUUGGAAAAGUUUAUCAGCCUGGAAGUAUAUUGUCUCUGGCACCUACAAAAGGCUUAUUAAAUGAACCAGGACAGAACAGCUGCUUCCUUAAUAGUGCUGUUCAGGUUUUAUGGCAGCUUGACAUAUUUCGACGGAGUUUGAGAGGUUUAACUGGACACGUGUGCCAGGGAGAUGCGUGCAUAUUUUGUGCUUUGAAGGCAAUAUUUUCGCAAUUUCAACACAGUCGAGAAAAAGCACUCCCAUCAGAUAACAUGAGACAUGCCCUGGCAGAAAGUUUUAAAGAUGAACAGCGUUUCCAGCUUGGAUUCAUGGAUGAUGCAGCAGAAUGCUUUGAAAAUAUCCUUGAGAGGAUUCAUUUUCACCUAGUGCCAAACAGCGACACAGAUAUGUGCACUUCAAAAUCCUGUAUUUCUCAUCAGAAGUUUGCAAUGACGCUGUAUGAACAGUGCGUAUGCCGUAGUUGUGGAGCAUCAUCAGACCCAUUGCCUUUUACAGAAUUUGUGCGUUAUAUUUCUACCACAGCUUUGUGUAAUGAAGUAGAAAGAAUGAUGGAGAGGCAUGAGCGUCUCAAGCCAGAAAUGUUUGCAGAACUGCUGCAAGCAGCAAAUACUGCUGAUGACUACAGAAAGUGUCCUAGUAACUGUGGUCAAAAAAUAAAAAUUCGUCGUGUUCUUAUGAAUUGCCCUGAGAUUGUGACCAUUGGCUUAGUCUGGGACUCAGAACACUCUGAUCUGACAGAAGAGGUUAUGCGAAAUCUGGCAACGCAACUUUAUCUUCCUGGGCUCUUCUAUAGGGUUACAGAUGAAAAUGCCAAAAACAGUGAACUUUUUCUUGUGGGAAUGAUUUGCUACACAAGCCGACAUUACUGUGCCUUUGCUUUUCAUACAAAGAGUUGCAAAUGGGUGCUGUUUGAUGAUGCUAAUGUGAAAGAGAUUGGAACAAAAUGGAAAGAUGUAGUCUCCCGGUGCAUUCGAUGUCACUUUCAGCCAUUGUUGCUAUUUUAUGCUAACCCAGAUGGCACAGCUGUAUCUCCAGAAGAUGCUCCAAAGCAGAUUAUUUACUGGUCUCAAAACAGAGCAACAGGAGGAAAUGCAGAAGACUUGGGAUGUGAGAAGCAGUCUAUUCCUAAAUCAGACCAUUCAAAAGAGAAUGGAAUCGAAGUCUCUACUAGUCAAAGGGGUAAUAAAAAACUUCAGCCAGACAGUUCAGCAUUCAAUAGAAGCCACAUCCAAGCUAGCGGUGGUAAAGGUCCAGCUAAGUUAGUUUACGGUGAUCAAAAGGACAAACUGAAGGACAUAUCCAGAGAGUGUGCUCAGAAAGCUGCUGAUAUGAAAAGCUUCUCAUCUUUACGAAAAGAUGCAGACAGAGGACCAAGAAGGGAAUCCGGGAGACAAAGAGAUUUAAUCGGGGAAGAUCAUUCCAAUUUUAAGUCAGGGUCUCCUCCAGUUGGAAAUGGACUUAGACAAUGUACGGAUCAGCGCAUAUACAGCAGCCAGGGAAGAGGGCCUUAUAAACAUGACAGUGUACCUCCCCAAACAAAACUUCCUGUACAGGUGAUUGGAUCAAAUAAAACAGAAACUUUUCCUGCCGGUGAGAAGCCUACACUCAGGACCCGAUCUGAUGGUGUCACUGGCUAUGAUACGGAUAGCAGUCAAGACUCUAGGGAUAAAGGAAGUAUCAUCAGUAGCAGAAGCAGAAGUAAAGGCUGGAAACCCAUGCGAGAGACACUAAACGUAGACAGCAUUUUCAGUGAAACCGAGAAGAAACAACAUAGCCCAAAGCACAAAGCAAAUCUGAACAGUAAAUCUAAGCAUGAAAAAGAGCGAAGCUUUAACCAUUGGCCAAAAGAGAACCAAAUCCAGAAAGGUUUAAUGACUAUAUAUGAAGAUGAAACAAAACAAGAUACGGGAAGUAGAAGUUCUUUGGAUUCAGAGGGAAAAGGGAAUGUUGAAAAAAGUAAAGGAUUUGCAGAGAGAAAAAUCCAUGGUGAUAACUGGCAAAUUCAGAGGACAGAAUCUGGUUAUGAGAGCAGUGAUCAUAUCAGCAAUGGAUCAGCAAAUCCGGACUCACCUGUUAUUGAAGGAAUCAAUCCAGCAGAUGUCAAGAAUAUUAAUAAAGAAGGUGCUUCCUGCAGUGAGCAGAAUUUCUCAACAAAAAAAGCUGAAAAUGUGUUACAUUCAGUAUCCCAGCAGAACAGAAACUUCUAUGACUCCAGGAAAGAUCCUGUCAAUACAGAAAUUAACUACAGACCUCAUGUUAAUAUCCCAACAGAAUUACAUUUGCAGGUGCCCAGUCCUCAAGUCAAGAGAGCUGAAAUGCCUGAGAUUAAUAGGAAAUUUUACCCAUCAUCAACUCUACAGCCGGUUGUUAAAGAGAUCGUCAAGUCAGACAGUAGGAACAAGGCAAAUGAACAGAAUUCAUCAGAGUGGCUAAAUCCAGACAGAUUUGAGACAAUGAAUGUGUCAGCAUACUGUGCUGAUGGUGUAUCCCACCCUUACACAGAAAACAGCUGUGGAAGGAAGCCUAUCAACAAUGACUUUCACCCUUCUUCCCAACCACAGCCUCAUCAUGCAAGAACGUUUGGUCCCAAAGUGGGGUUUUCACCUUUUGUGCCACAGAAUCCCUCAGAAAGGCCUGCUGUGCUGUCUCCCCCCUGUGAGCGUGCCGGACACCAGCUCCGAAGGGUGGAUGCUCUUUGGGUGCCAGAAGCAGUUUACCAGAAUCUUCCUCCCCCUUUACCUCCAAAGAAAUAUGCUCUGAAUAUUUUGCCAGGAUCAGAAAAUAACUCAGUAGCUGAUGUAAAAUCAACAGAAGCGUUGCAGAAUAAUUUCAGACAAACAGGUGCACCUUUUAAGUCUGCAUCAGAAACAAAUGUAUUUACAAGCGAACAAAGGCUUAAAGAGUCAUUUCAAGGGAACGAGUUGUUUGUUCAUAAACCAGAUUCUCCACCUAGCUUACCAGUUAAUGACUUUUGGUUGAUGUCUGAGAAUUUCUUAAAGAAAGGACCUCGUCAUACAGGACCAAGUGCUGGCUACGCGGAUGGAAAUGACAGUGUAUCCCUGACAACUUAUUUUUCAGUAGACAGUUGUAUGACUGACACAUACAGGAUGAAAUAUCAUCAGAGACCCAAGCUUUAUUUUACAGAUAGUGGAAGCUUUCAUAAAGAAAAGCAUCUAACACCAGCUGGAGUAGAACUGAAUGCUACGUACCAUACUACUCUUGAGCCCAGGCAUCCCACAUCUGAGCAAAGGUACAAAGCAAAUGUAGAAGGCUUACACUGCAGUAGAUAGAUACAAAUACAUUUGGAUCUGACUGUUGCACUUCAUGUAGUCUGUAAGUGGGCACAGGACUUGAAUCUGUGUGUGGUAGGUUGGUAACCAGUCGGCUGUAUUUUGCUUAGGAGUUUAAAUGGAUAUGCAGACAUAGGUGAACAUAGAAGAGGUGCUAAACUUCUAGUUCUUCGAUUUAUUACUCCUAGUUGCCUUAAUGCUUACCUCUGUCACUUGGCUUGUCGUCUAUAAUUUACGUUAAAAAGGUUCCCUUUCAGUGUAUGCAUUUUACAGCAGUGAGAUCAACUAGAUUUUACUAAUUGAUAGUUGUUUGGUUUUUUUUUAAGACUUCUGUAGCUGCAGUAUAAGAAGUGUUCCUUCAGACUUCAGUCACUACAUACUUAGACUAACAAAAGGAAUAAAUAAAUAUAUUACCAGUAAAUAUUACACAGUGAGUAUAGCAGAGCAGUAUUUUCCCUGACAGGUAGCAGGAGGUUGGUUUUUUGGCUGAUGUUGCUGAGAGUUUGUGCUUUCACAAACCUUUAAGUGUCUUUAAUACGAGUUUAUCCAGAGAUUUUUCUAACUUGCUAUUUAAAAGCCUUAAUAAUAAUAGUUCUUUAGAACUGUUUUGUUUGUAAGUGAUAGGUAAGAUAUUUUUUUUUUUAAAGGGAAUUCAAGUAGAAUCAUAAAUUCAUACAAUCAUUAGAGUUGAAAGGGACCUUCAAUGGUCAUGAUUCAAUGCCCCUACCAUGGCCAGGGAAACCUACAGCUACGCUGGGUUGCUCAGAGUCCAGUUCAGCCAGACCUUGAGAAUGCCCCAAGGAUGGGGCACCUAUCACGUCUUGGCAACAUGUUCCAGUACUUCACUAACCUUAUUGUAAAGGAAAAAAAAAAAAAAAGAAAGAAAGAAAAAACAAUAGCAAAACAAAAACAAGCACUUACAUUCAAUCUGAAUUUCCCCUCUUCCUGGCUUUUGAAACCAUUUCCCCUUGUCCUGUCACACAGACCGUACUAAAAAUCUGUGCCCUUCUGUCUUAUAAGCUCCCCAUAUAGUCUCCAGAGUGCCCUUCUAACCUUAUUCAGUCUGUGGGUCUGUGGAUUCUGUGCUUUCUGCUACUGCUCCCUGGUUGUGCGUCAGUUGUGCACUCAGCUCCCUGUGCCCAUGUUCCUCCACAGAGUUCUGCACAGAUUCUCACAGACAGAGCAUUUGUUCAUAGAAUCAAUUUACUGACAUCUGUACACAGGUCCCAGCAGUAAUGAAGUGUCUCUCCAAGACUGUCAGUGAUCACUGCCUGCAUGUUAAAAGUGCUUUGUUGCAAUCCUCCACUCAACAUCGUCUUAAGUUGUGUGAAGUCAGGUUCCCAAAAACGUGGUUUGUCAGCAGAGAAGAUGUUUAGGAGCAAUACCCACUGUGUGUUGAGCAGUGUCUGCUGCACUAGCCCCAAGGAGGUGCUGGGACAGGCAGGUUCUCCACUUUGCCCUUAGCAAGCGCAUCGAGGCACAUUAGUGGUGCCUCUUGCUGAGUCCCUGCAUAACCACAGCUGAGAGGAGUAAUGACAGAUCCUGUGCAGAAUGGCCACCCAGGCUGUGCCAGUUCAUGGGAUAGGAAGGCAGGGUGAAAAUUUAUGGCUGUGUCGCUGGCUUCUGUGCUGGGGCGACUGUCCCAAGUAGGAUGUUGCUUCUCUUUGCAGCAGGCUGCAGCACGGGGCCUUCCGUCUGCUUUCUGUCUCUGCAUCCUGCCUGCCCUCUUCUUCCUUCUAGCAGGUCAUUGUCUGUGACCAGCUGUGAGUCUCAUCAGUGCAGUUUUGUAUGAGAAGGCCACUAGGAUCAGCCUUCUUGUAAGCUGAUUUCACAGCUCCUUGUGAGAUCUUGUGGGUAGCUUGCUGGAAGAUGUUUAGCAGGCCAGCUGUUCAGAAGGCCAGGACUAGACCCAUGUCCUGAGGCACUCUGGGAGCCCAAGGAAGCAGUUGAGGCAUUUCUUCUCUAGGCAGCAGCAGAGAUGCUGCAGUAGAUCAUUCUGCCACAGGGGCAAUCCCUCAUGUGUCAGGCUUGCUGGGGGUUGUGGUUGUCAGAUGGCAAAUCACAACUGCCUUCAGGACUUGAGGGGGCAAAAAAACUUGUGCCCAUGAGCAGAAAGGUGCAAGACUGCAGACAGUUGGAGGUGGGAGCUGUGGUGCUGGGCGUACCUGGCUGUGUGCCCAACAAACUGAAUUGCUGCCCCAUCAUAGAUUUCUGGCUAUGCUGUGCUGCUGCUGAAGCUGGCAUCAGCCUGCUCAAUGCUUGGAAUCAUGUCCACGUCAUGGAGAUGUACCCUAAACUUUUCAGUGUCACUCUGUCCUUCAUAGACACAGGUCACCCUGCUGUCCUUCUGCUGGCAGAGCCUGAAGCUAUAGCAGGAAGCAUCCUUGGCAAGUCCAGAGAUGAUCAUCCCCUAGCUUUUCUGCUACUUAGCACUUGUCAGCUGAGUACUGGCUACUGUGCUCUUGGCCCAAACUGCCCAUGUCCCUUUUCUCGUUGGUCAUGGUCUGCCUCUCUGUCCUUGUCCUCCUUCCCUGGGGAGCUGUCCUGCUUCCUGCUGCUAACCAGCUUACAUCUUCUUUUCAUUAGGUACCAACAGUACAAGGAGCCCAGCAAAUCCCUAGAGCUGCCAGUGCUGCAAGGCAGCAAAGAGCAGGGCUCCCUUGGCUGUACUGCUUUGUUCCUGACUCCCCUGCUCCACUCUGUGCAGCAGCAGUGCCAAGUAAACUCUAUACUAAUACUGUCCUGUUGAUACACCUACUCUGUACAAAUUAUUGAACUUUUUUUAUCAGGUUUGUUCAUCCUGUAAGCUUUAUCCUUACUGAAAUUCAAUUAUAUAAGCUACAAACUGAUAUAGUAAUAGUGAUGCUAAUUUUAAAAUACAGUUACUACACAACUAUUAGAUGAGUAUUUUUAUAAGGUUUCAGAACUAAAGAAUCAAAGAGCAGCCUGAGGUUGGAGGCUGGAAGGGAUCUCAGAAGAUAAUCAUGUCCAGCUUCUUUUUGAGAAAAGGGAGCUUUGCUGAGAUAAUGUAGCACUCUGUGCAGCGCAGUGUGCUAUAGAUAACUGUGUCCCCAGAGAGGCUGUCGUUAUUUAUUGAACUUCUUAGCUCUUCAGCUUGAUGUUUUUGGCAAUGUUUAGUGGGGAUUAUACAUGAUUUUACUGACAAAUUUUACCUCCUUACAAAUAGCUAAGUACCAUCACAGCAAUUAAGUGCGACUGAUCCUGCAGCUGUUCAGCCUGGGGUAGCAUGAAAUAAGUUGUUUCCUCUGCUGUAGCACUCUGCCCUGCUGUUUUGGCAGGUUUGGCAUUUACUGUGGCUUUCACUAAUCCAACUUAAUUCAGUAACAAAGCAGAAGAGAAGUUUCAUUUAUCUUUUAUUUAGUUAUACAUUAAAUCAGUGCACAGGUAGGAAGUGGGGAAAAAAGCAGGGGGAACAGGAUUUUGCCCUCGUGCAUUUGAUAACCCACUCUGUGCUGCAGUGUCAGGAGUGUAGGCUUUGAGUUCUCAUUCAGUCCAUUCUAAAUAAUGUAUUACUUAAAAUUAAUCUGGACAGGCUGAAUUUUGUAAUUAUUUCUGUUUUAUCUUAAAAUUGGGGUGCUGCUGACUAUAUCUAAACAUGAAUGCCUUUUAGUUAACAAAAUAUUUCAAGCAGGUUAAAUAUUCAUGGCAAACACUCUUGCUUAUGCUUGCACUGUUAGUGAGAAAGGCUUUUUUUAUGUUUCUAUACCUUAUGAGUAUAAACCUGAGUUUCUAAACCUUGUGAGUUUUAGUGCUUGAACCAAAUGUUGACGUUUGGUCGAACUCUUUAACGAUAAAUGAAGUUGUACAUUUGGUGAUUCUUCAUCAUCAGUGUUUUAAACUACUUGUAACUCGUAGUGAAACUGGAACACGACGUAUGCAACAAACCAGGUAUCUUAGAUGAACAUUAUUCUUACCUUAUUGAUGAGAAUUUGUUACAGCACUUGAGAAAUGAAUUCUGGAGUUUGUCGUACAAAUAACGAUGCGUGUUUAGGAUCGGUUGGUGGCAAACUGAAGACAAGUAUCCUCUUGUAAACAGAGCGGAGAUAAAGCCUUGGCUGUGAGAAACCUUGGAAGAUUCCUGGUUGUCUUAGUUUUGGAAGAGACUUCAACACUUGUAAAUGAAUUUUUUUUCUAAUGUUAUAUGCUAUACACAGCAUUUCAGUAAAGCUGGCUUCUAAUACUUGUGUAUAAAAACCAGAGGAUGGAAUUUGUAAAUACUGUAUACUUUGUAAAAUGUUUGCAGAAAUUGUAUUUGAAAUGACAGUAUUUUUAUGUAUAAAUAGCACAGCAACAACUGUGAAUGAUGUUAUAACGGUUAUUUUUAAACAUGAGUAGCAAUGUUCAUACUGGUGGACAAUAAGCAAUAUGAAUGAACGCCUGUUACUGAUGCCAAUGAAUUUGGUUUCCAGCGAGCACAACUGGUAACACUUAUUUUUAAAGUAGACGCAUUAAUUUAGAUGUACUCCUGUCUCCUUGCUUUGCUUGAAACAAUCUUACCAGGCAACUUUUUACGUGCCCCAUGUUUACCAGGUAUUUAAUGAGAAUAGUAUACAGCUAAUUGAGGCACCUUUGUUUUUUAUAUUUGACUCUGCACUCCAUGUGUGUAUGUAAUAUUUGCUAACAAAUAAGUGAUAACUUGUCUUGACUUACCCAGGGUGCCUAUUUAUUUUUUUAUAAAUGUCCCCUUCUGGCUAUAGAUUUGUAUAAGAGCCUAGACAUAUUUUUAACAGUAAAUACAUUAAUAAGUCUUGUAAUUAAUAUAUUUUUCAGUCUUUAGAACUAUUUUCUUGCAAAGUACUGCUUGUUCAAAUUAUCAGAUAAAAAUAUAAAAUACUUUGUCUGUA
This is a messenger RNA of Coturnix japonica (Japanese quail), 9100 nucleotides long. It is a transcript of the gene USP53, whose product is annotated as ubiquitin specific peptidase 53. Gene Ontology annotation, cellular component: cell-cell junction. NCBI's taxonomy places the organism in Eukaryota, Metazoa, Chordata, Aves, Galliformes, Phasianidae. Gene Ontology annotation, biological process: protein deubiquitination; response to auditory stimulus; sensory perception of sound. The record is from RefSeq and is a predicted model, not a curated record. Gene Ontology annotation, molecular function: cysteine-type deubiquitinase activity.